GGGUCUUUUAAGAUUGAUUUUUUUUAUUUUAAUCGCGAGGGUUAUAAAAAUUAAAGAGUUCGAUAAAAGGAAAUUAUGUUCACUUAACUUGUUUCCGGAGGUGUGACAUGUCAGUUAAAAAUGGUUGGUUGACCUUGGUCUUGCGGGAUGGAUUCUUCGGUGUUAGUUUAGGAUUCUCGGGAACAGGAUGGAACAUUGGACUCGAUCUCAGGUUAAAUUGACGUAGAUUCGACAACGCUUCGCUAUAAGCAAAAUUGAACUCCUCGGUGUCAAAUUUGCGCGGCCUUAUAUACCCUUUUUGGGCAAGGGCUUCUUGGAUAUCCGAAUUUGAUCGCCUCAGCUUGAAUCUGGGCCCUCUGAUUGGUUGAUAAAAUGGCGGGAAUUAUAAAUUACACAGCACCAUCCGGUCAAGUGAUCCAUUUAGACUUCAGAGAGCAAUUCAACUUAGAAGGGGAUCAAUGUAAAAACGAUUUUCUUGAAAUUCACGAUGGCGCCCAUGGUUUUAAUAAACCCAUUGGUGGUCCAUACUGUGGAACACAAUUUCCACCAAUGAUCUUUUCAUCAGACAGACACCUGUGGCUCCAUUUCAAAUCUGAUGAUACUGUCGAACACAGUGGAUUCAAAGCAGUUUAUCAAUUCGUCAACAGAUCAGAAGACGCAAAAACUCCCGAAAUACGGCCGUGUAACAUUUCGAUAAGUGGCGAACAUCAGGGUAGAUUAAACAAGAGCAACAUCGACAAUGAAACGUUAUUGUUCAACAAGAUCAACAAGAUGCCGAUCGACUGUAUUUGGGAGAUUACGGCCGACGAGGGAUGGAAGGUGCAGUUGUCAUUCAAGAAGUUCAAACUUGAUCGGCCCAACGACUGUGAGGCCAACUUUGUCGACGUGUUUUCAAGCAGUACCGACAUACCCUCGAGGGAAAAACACUUUUGCGGAUCUAUUGCAGACACCGUCAACUCAAAGGGCAGAGUCAUGUACAUUCGGUUCUUUGCUAGUCCGGAGGCCAGUGAAGGUUCCAAUUUUGAGGCGUUGUUUACUGCCUUUAGGGAAAACGAGAAGAACGCCGACUGUCGCCCUGACGAAUUCAACUGUGAUGAUGCCACUUGUAUCUCUGAAACGUUAAAAUGCAACGGAGAAUACAAUUGCCGUUUCCGGUGGGAUGAAGACGAAUGUAACGGCAUUCUGAAAAGGGACAAUUUUCCAGUAGGAGAAAACCACAUAAUAAUCAUCAUGGUGAUAUUUUCGCUAAUUUUAUCCGGAAUGUGUUUCACGUUUUUGUUUAAUUGCGUCAAAAAACUUAUCAGGGAUCAUAGGACUAUACAGGAAUAUUUAAGGCAGAGUAGAGAACAUCAAUUAAACGAACUGGGUAAACAAGAACAAAUUGAGAAGAAAAUUGCCAAACUAGGACGAUCUCGGUCAAAUAGCACACAAAGUUCAGAUUCUCAACGAUACCCAACAGCUAACGCAAUGGUUAACACUCCUUGUUAUGUACCAGGGGAAUUGUUACCAAUUAUCAUUCGUAAUGAACGCAACGGUGGUAGCGGCGCCGUAAACGGAGAAGCAUAUCAAACAACCGCGGCCACCCAAUUCGACGAAGACGACCACCAACAACAACAGCAGCAACCGGAAAUGUGCGAUAGUGCGUGCCAAACAAGAGAAAGUCUCUUCCACCCGUACGGAAGUGAACAUAGUACUCCAAAUCAUAGCGUGGCCUCUGCAAAUUCAAAGCCGAGUCCUCCAGCUCCUUUCAGUACUUUUGGUUAUAAAAAGGAAGGUAAAUACAGGGCAGAGGCGAAAAUUGAAAUCGAAAAAAGUCGAUCAGAAGAAAAAAGACGUCCGUAUAGUGUUCAAACAACUAAAUCGGCACCGGACGUCAUCGUGACGCACUGACACAUGUGCCACGCCGAGUGGGAACCUUACCGACGGAGGCGCCCCCGGCACUUCUUGAGGACCACUUGUACACCGCUCGAUGUCCCUUCGAGCCGCAACGCCGCGACGCAAACUGACGUCGACGACGACGAUCGCGACGCGACAUUUCCAAACACGUGAUAAGCAGGGACAGUGCGGAAUCCUUUUACGAGGACUGGACGUUUUAACCUUUUUAUAUCUUAUGUACAGAAAGAAAGUGAAACAUGUUGAUAAAUAAAGCUAAAAAAUCGAAUUUAAGUCGA
Onthophagus taurus is the source of this 2171-nucleotide messenger RNA. The record is from RefSeq and is a predicted model, not a curated record. Lineage: Eukaryota; Metazoa; Arthropoda; Insecta; Coleoptera; Scarabaeidae.